This is a messenger RNA of Lodderomyces orthopsilosis Co 90-125, 1806 nucleotides long. RefSeq names its product Zn(II)2Cys6 transcription factor. Gene Ontology annotation, molecular function: DNA-binding transcription factor activity, RNA polymerase II-specific; transcription cis-regulatory region binding; zinc ion binding. The transcript has 2 exons. The record is from RefSeq and is a predicted model, not a curated record. Gene Ontology annotation, cellular component: nucleus. Bases 1 to 1806 code for a protein of 601 amino acids. NCBI's taxonomy places the organism in Eukaryota, Fungi, Ascomycota, Pichiomycetes, Serinales, Debaryomycetaceae. Gene Ontology annotation, biological process: positive regulation of transcription by RNA polymerase II.
AUGGGAAAGAUAACCAGAGUGAGAACAGGUUGUUGGACUUGUAAAAAACGGCACCGGAAAUGCGAUGAGACUAAACCAUUCUGCAACAACUGCAUUAAAUCAGGACGAAAAUGCGAAGGAUAUGAGCUACGGCUUUCAUUUGACUUUUUUCAACAGUGUGGUGAAAAGAACAAAAAGGUGCUGCAUCGAGUGAAUCAAAAUGGGCCAAAAGAAGCUACAGUAAAAAUAGAGAAUGAAGAGAUAUCUAGAGAGCCCCCAAACCACUUAUAUAAUUUCGCACAGGGUAAGAUUGAACUUCAGCAGGCUACUAAGGAGGAAGAAAUGUUGCAGACCCCUCUACUCAAAACCACCUCAUCCAGCACAAACUUGAACCAAUUUAGCAGUACCUUAUUUGAAGAUCUUCAAUCACUCCUAUCCUCGUCUAUGAGCGAGCCACUGAUAACGAAUGAAGCAUUACACGAUAGCCAAAGAACACUCACUUCGAGUGAUUUUGCCAAUUUUGAUUUCCAAAUUAUCGAUUUCAUAGACAAGUCACAAAUAUUUGAUGCCAAUCAUAAGUUGUUGCUAAACAAUCCUGAUCCUCACGGUGUUGCGGAAGAUACAUUAGCUGCGCCACCAGACCCAUCAUCCCUAUUUGCCAUGAGCCAUCAAGAGGAGAAUAUGAUGUUGAAACAUUUUUUCAAAAAAUUAUUGCCAUUGUUGGAUGGGCAUCCCAAAUCGCCUUGGCCGGAUUUAGCAUUGCAAUAUUGUGAUUUCGAUAUAGCCAGAAGCUGUUUCAUAUCAUUGGCAUGUAUUCAUUUGUAUGAGAGUCGAGCUGGUGGAAGUGAAUUGUAUCAAAAGGGUCUUGCUCACAUAAACAACACCAUGGACCACUUGAUACACUAUAUUCGAGAAAAUUCAAACAGAAUGAAUAAAGAGCAGGAUAAUGAUGCAUUAGUUGACCAGAGCAAGAAGCAUAUAAGCUACUUUGUUAUAUUAGUACUCAUGAAUGUGCAUUUGUUAUUUGCUGUUCUCGAAAAGGGAAAAAGCUCUAUUGCUAGAGAGUUUUUCAAAAUCUUUGCCAGUAUAUGUAAGGAUCCAGUAUUUUAUAAUCAAAUAUUGAAGACAAGUGAUAAGAGACGAUCUUUGGCGGUUGUGCUAAGCUGGUAUGACACAGUCAGUGCAAUAGUUACUCCAGAUUGCCGUGAUCCAUAUUGUUUGCCUCAAUGGUAUGGAGAAGCUAAGGAUAACAUUUCUACAUCAAAGAUGAUGGGAUGUCCUGGCGAAAUUUUCGUUGCAAUGGCAGAAGUUUGCCAAUUAAGGAAUAAAAAGUUUAAUGGGUUGCUAGCAUCUGAGGACAAGAAUGUCGCAUAUACGCGAAUACGAUAUGCGUUAGUGAGUUACCGAGACUACGUUUUAACUUUUGACAAAGACAGUAAUGAAACGUAUAUCAAUAGAUUAAAGUGUGCUUUAUGUUGGUCGUUAGCAGUGUGGAUCACUUUGAAUAAGGUGAUUGAACCUGAGAACUACAUCGCAACAAAUCAAAAGUUGACAAAUGAAUUCAUUCACACGUAUGAUCAAAUGGACCCCAAGUCGUCAUUGGUAACACAAAUGGUGUGGCCUGUGUAUGCCAUCGGUUGCGAAUGUAAGACUGAUUGGGAACGAUCGUACUUGACUCGAUUUAUGGACAAUAUUUAUGAGAAUACAAAAAUGGGGACAACUGCGUCAUUAAAGGAGAUUGUGUUGAAUGUGUGGGAUAGAAAUAUAACCCAAGAGGAGUAUUUAAUGGAGUGGUUGGGUAAGGGAGUUGAUUAUUUACCUUUGUAG